Messenger RNA from Linepithema humile (Argentine ant), 705 nucleotides. Lineage: Eukaryota; Metazoa; Arthropoda; Insecta; Hymenoptera; Formicidae. The record is from RefSeq and is a predicted model, not a curated record.
CACGUUAUGUCAGACACGUGGUAGUCGCGUCCCUGUAUUGAUUGCACGCGCGAUGAUAUCGCGCUGCUCCUAAAAUUUUUAAAUGAUCGAAAUGAUGUUGAUAUGCAAUCGAAAAAAUAUCUCCAGUUGACAUUGGCAAUACUCAAGCCACACAUCGUUAAAUCUCCCUUCGCUCUUCAGAAACUUGUCUUGAGUUUUCAGAAGAUUCGUGAUAUAAUAAUCGACAAUAACUUCAAAGUUGUUAAAUCACGUAGAACGACGAUAUCUCGCGAGGAGGUCGAGUUAUUUUACAGGGAGCACAAAGACAAGUUCUUCUACAAUCGCUUGAUGACUUUCAUGUGCAGUGGUCCGUCUGAUAUUUACAUUCUGGCAGAACACGACGCUGUUGUUAAGUGGCGACAGUUAAUGGGCCCUACUAAAGUUUAUCAAGCACAAUACAAUGCGCCAGAUACCAUUAGAGGAAUGUUUGGUUUAUCGGAUACUAGGAAUGCUGCACAUGGAUCUGAUUCGACAGAAUCUGCAGAAAGAGAGAUAGCAAUAUUCUUUAAAGAGUUCAAUAUAAAGAAGUGGUACAACAAUGAAGAGAUAUUUUAUAACUUAGGAAGACUGCAUUUUGAUCCAAUAUCUUUUGUGCAUACCAUUGACAAAAAUUUUGUAGAAAUGCGAAAUAAGCCGGUUAAAAAAUAAUGACAUAUAGCUUCACUA